Messenger RNA from Dermacentor silvarum, 2945 nucleotides. RefSeq lists its product as uncharacterized. NCBI's taxonomy places the organism in Eukaryota, Metazoa, Arthropoda, Arachnida, Ixodida, Ixodidae. Bases 121 to 2286 code for a protein of 721 amino acids. The record is from RefSeq and is a predicted model, not a curated record. The transcript is spliced from 3 exons.
AGCGGCCGUGCUCGUACGUCGGCCAGUCUCGAACAAGGAUCCUCGUGGCGUGUGCAGCGGGACAAGAACGCAUCGGCUACCACGGACGCGCCGUGCUCGGACUCAUCACCGGAGUGAAAGAUGGCAGCUAGAGCACCUGUCUUCGACCCCGUCCUGGCUGAACGAGGAGACACGACGCCAGUUCCUUUCACGAGUGCAACCUUAGAACAGCUGCCGCCCUGUACCGCCACGCCCGACAGCACAUGCCAGAUUGUGGCCAACCUUUCGACGUUGAACGAGUUACUCUUUCACGCGAAACUAGAACUGCGGGAACUGUCCGCACCCUGCGGGCAGCUUUCGCUCGCGAGCUUGGCAGUGAACAACCCAUGCAUACCGCGCGGCUCGGAAAAGAUCGUCAACCAAGCGGUUGCGCUGGUUCACCGGUUGCUCAAGACGCACUCGUGCGUGCUACACGUUCACAUUAACCCCCGCGUCUUCACCUCUCAUGAACCGCUUAUUUGCGACGCCCUCAAAUGCAACCCUUCGACUAGGCUACUGAAUAUCGACUUCCGAUGGUCUGUUGUCAAGCAGGACCUCGACGAAGUCUUCCGUUCCUUGAAGCAUCUGGAAGAAUUGAAAUGUCUAGCCCAGGGGGUACGCGACGACGUGUCAUCAGCUAUGUCGGCGGUUGUUCGCUUCUGCACAUCACUGACGACCCUCAAGAUUGACGAGUUAUACAUGUCACGCAGCAUGGCCAAACCAUUCGUCGCCGCUCUUAAAGGAAACUCCACCCUAAAAGAGCUGUCAGUGCACGGUUCCGUCAUAUGCGAAGCCGGACGAGGCGAAUUCGCGCAGUACCUGAGAGACACCACCUCGCUGUCAACGCUAAGCAUAGCGGCAGGCGAGGCCAGCAGGCGAAACUGCUUCAACUGGAUGGCCGAGGGUCUCCUGGUAAACAAGACGAUAAAGAACGUCACGCUGAUCAACGUUCAGUUUAACCAGGAGAACGCCGAAUUGGCAGCGAGGAUUUUCACAGGAAAUAGAGUCAUACGGAGCUUCAAUGUAGUGGGCUUACUGCCAUCUUUAUUCCUGCAGCCGAGCACAGCUUGCAAUUUCUGGUACGCGCCACUGUCCACCAACGAGACGCUGGAGGAACUCAGCCUUCCGUCCUCCAUCUGGAACUCGGCGCAGUGGGUCGAUUUCUUAUGGACUGUCUCAAGGAAGCCGAGUCUGAAAAAGUUGAUCAUUUUCGUGCACACCGCCUCUCACCACCACCUGCGAGCCUUGUGCAAUGCUCUCAAGGAGAGCGGAGCCGAACAGAAGGUCUCGCUGGGAACCUACUACGUGUACCACGACUGGGACUUGAUCUACUCGAAGGCGUUCUCGGACGUGGACAUGCUCUGCUUCGACAACAUUGCGGGACGGCUUUCGAGCGUGUUGCUGGCAUUCACGCACAUUACCUCCAUAAGCUUUAGCAUCAGGAUGGGGGACGUGGCCGAAGUGUCAGCCAUCGCCGCGUACAUCGGAGCUGCCACGUCGCUCCGGAAGCUGCGGCUGACUCUAUGCUCGGUAGACGGUGACACGGAGCGUGAUACGAACACGUCGUGGACUGAGAUAGCGGAAUCGCUCGCUCGCAACACGAGCAUCAAAGAGCUGGGCGUGCACGUGGACACCCACUCGGUCCACAGCGACGAGGAAGACGGCGUGGGAGACGUGCUCCAGCCCCACCAAGUCCAGCGUCUCGCUCAAGUGAUCGGCUCUAGCCGCAACAUACGCAGGGUCCGUUUCAGCGCUGAACUGUCCGGCGUAGUCGGCGCCUUCCUUCGCCGUUUCUCCGAGGACAUCGCGCACAACUACAACUUAGUCCGCGUCACCACGAGCGGAGAACUCGGCACGCAAUCAGCGCGGGACGGCUUCAAAGUUCGGGACACGGCGCGUCGAAACUGUGGCCUGGUGGCGCGCGCCGCGCAGUUCGCCAGAGGACGUGCACUCGACAGGCACCGCGCCAUUGCCUUGGAGCGGGUCUGGCGCCAUGAGGCACUGCUUGAAGAAUUCGCCGAGCAGCUGUCCGUCAGCGUGGACGAGGCCUCUGCCACGGUGCGACGUGGGCUGAGGAGCAUGGAAGGCCUGCACGACUUCAUGCGGCUCGCCCGCGUCGUCCGGAACAGCGUCGUGUGCCACCCGAGCCGCGACGACGGCGGCCCUCGACUGGACACCCUCAACGAAGACUGCUGGAGGGUGGUCCGUCGCUACCUGAUGCUCGACGACGUCAGGGAGCCCGCCGAGCCGGCGUCUUCGAGGCAGUGAUGUCACAGCGCAUGCUCAAGAGUUACCACGGCCUUCGCAAUUCGCACCUGGCCCCGAGAGGUGGCGCUGGUGUGCAAACACGCGGCGUUACGGGACGUCGUUUCCCCACGAGUCGGAGCAGUUGCUGGCUAGCUGCAAUUACUUCACCGCGAUGUGAUGGACUAUUUGAGAUGCCUAUGUCUCUUAAGGCCACCGUACAAAAGGUGCAGGCGUACCUCAAGACGUCCACCAAGUGUGUUCUGACAUGAACGUGGCAGAUGUGGUCGCGGAUGUGGUCGAUUUGAGCGGGCUGCGUGCGUUCGCGUGGGAUUUUGAACCAUGUGGACCUCCAUAAUAAGCGAGGACGUGAUUUAUCUGCUACCAGAGUGCCUUUCUUUUACUUAACAUGUGUCCUUUCUGAAAUCUAGGUUGUCAGUCAAUUUUAUGUUGCCUGUUUGGAGAUGUAUGUGUUUAAAUUCAUCGACUCCUGCUUAUGUUACACCACUUGUUCACUUCUGUAAUAUACAGGGGGAGCAUAUUGUUUUAUGGAUUCUGAUGUGUACGUUGGGUCUAUAUAAUUUGUUUUUUUUUGUGAACUCCAGCAUAUUCAUUUGUUUCAUGGUGACCAAGGAACAAUCAUUAAAUGGAAUACAUGCGAAAUCUGUAAACGCUUGUGUGAA